CUCCCCCUCUUUUUUCUCCCAUUCCGAAUCCCUAACCCUAACCCUAACCCUACUUGCACGUUUCCGCCAUGAAAGGGGCCAAAUCGAAGGCCGAGACCUCCAAGGACGACACCAGGCUCUCGGUGAAGAGGAAGGGCGCGGGUGCGGCGGGGAAGAAGCAGGCGAAGAGGGAGAAGAAACUCGGGAAGGAUCCCAACAAGCCGAAGAGGCCUCCGAGCGCCUUCUUCGUUUUCAUGGAGGAGUUUAGGAAGCAGUACCAGGAGAAGAACCCUAACAACAAACUUGUCUCCGUUGUUAGCAAAGCUGGUGGAGCUAAAUGGAAAGCUAUGUCAGAGUCGGAGAAGGCCCCUUUUGUGGCAAAAGCGGCAAAGCGCAAGGCUGAUUAUGAAAAGAGCAUGGCUGCAUACAAUAAGAAGGCCGAGGGCGAUGAUGAAGGGAAUGCUAGCGGUGAGGAAGAGGAAGCAUCCGACAAGUCCAAGUCUGAGGUCGAGGACGAAGAACAAGAAGAGAGUGGAGAGGAAGAAGAUGAUGAGGAGUAAAUAGGUAGUAUGGGAAUGUGGGGGUAGUAGAUGGGGCUUGAGUUGCUUCUCUUUCACUCUGUUGUUAUGGGUAGAUUUUUAAGAUAUGACUAGUAGGUGUACCUAGAAUCUAUGUUUAGCUCAGUAGAAAAGAUGCAUUGCUUUUAGUUGCUCUGUUUCUUAUUGUUUUUCUACUUUUUCAAAUUUGUCCCCUAACCCCCCAUGUUGAAGGUUCUUGUGUUUCUGUUCACUGCUACUAAUCACUAACCAGAAGCCUCUGGUUUUGUUCGCCUUCUGCUGUUCUCCAUGUGGUUGUUUCCUCUGUACGUAAAAUUUUGUUUUCA
Molecule: messenger RNA, 862 nt
Organism: Ananas comosus (pineapple)
Lineage: Eukaryota; Viridiplantae; Streptophyta; Magnoliopsida; Poales; Bromeliaceae
Product: HMG1/2-like protein
Exons: 8
Coding region: 69-539 (156 amino acids)
Source: RefSeq, a predicted model, not a curated record